Messenger RNA from Exophiala viscosa, 1924 nucleotides. RefSeq lists its product as uncharacterized. The transcript has 3 exons. The record is from RefSeq and is a predicted model, not a curated record. Bases 83 to 1810 code for a protein of 575 amino acids. Gene Ontology annotation, molecular function: NADP binding; N,N-dimethylaniline monooxygenase activity; flavin adenine dinucleotide binding. NCBI's taxonomy places the organism in Eukaryota, Fungi, Ascomycota, Eurotiomycetes, Chaetothyriales, Herpotrichiellaceae.
GAAAUAGCCGCUUCAGAAGUAGGUCUUACAAACUGCAGAGCCUUGAUCAACAUCAGUCAAGAUUUAGACGCAGACAUUCACAAUGGGAGACAUAGGCCAAGAGUCGUACUCAUACCCGGAUGCGCCUAUUGGGACACCAAGGGCGCUCCGCGUUGUGUGCAUGGGGAUGGGAUACUCGGGACUAAUGAUGGCCAUGAUUGUCAGAUCGAAGAUGGCAGACGCAAAUCUCGAGUUCCAAAUUUACGAGAAGAACUCCGACCAGGGUGGAACAUGGCUCGUGAAUAGAUAUCCAGGCUGCCAGUGCGAUAUUCCCGCCCACAACUACGAGUACAGCUUCGAGACAUUUCCUGAAUGGCCCAAUUACUAUGCAACGGCAGAACAGAUUCACGAGUACAUGAAGAAGACCUUUGAUAAGUACCGGUGCAAUGAGUUUGUGAAAUUCAAGCACGAGAUCAAACGUGCCGAAUGGCACGGCGAUGCAGGAAAAUGGCAACUUACUGUCGAGCGUGAUGGUGAACAAUUUAUCGAUGUCUGCGACGUCUUCAUCAACGCCGGUGGUGUCCUUGACAACUGGAAGUGGCCGGCCAUCCCUGGGAUCGAAAAUUUCAAAGGGAAGUUGAUGCACUCCGCAGCCUGGGACCAGACCUACGACUUUACGGAUAAAAAGGUCGCCGUCAUUGGCAUCGGUUCUUCCGGUAUUCAAAUCCUGCCCCAGGUUGCUAAGAAAGCCCGCGAAACCGCUCUCUUUGCCAGAUCCGAGACCUGGAUCACCCCAAGUGUAGGAAUCAGUGAGCCUGGACCAGACGACCCGGAUGUCGACGAAGCCCUCAACUACGCGCACAAAGAGCUCGAAAGAUUCAAGUCGGAUCCUGAAUACCUCCUCAAACAUCGCAGGAAACUCCAAGAUGGUCGUAUUCAAGGUUUCAAGCAGUUCAUCUUAGGGUCUCCUGAUCAGGUAAAAGCAAUGGACAUGUUCUCCGAGUCGAUGAAAGAGCGCCUGGGCACCUCGGAAAAGGGGCGACAGAUGGCUCAGCAACUCGUGCCCAAAUUUCCCGUGGGGUGUCGGCGACUGACUCCCGGACAGGGCUUCUUGGAAGCCUUGUUGGAAGACAAUGUAAGCUUGGAAUGGAAAAACCUGGACCACAUCACAGAAAAGGGCAUUGUCACCAAAGACGGCCGUUUGAUCGAAUGCGACGCAAUCUGUUGCGCUACCGGAUUUGACAACUCCUUCAAACCGCGAUUCCCUAUCGUCGGCAAGAGGAACGUUGACCUCACCGACCAGUGGGGCAACGCGCCGGAGGGAUACUUUGGAAUCACGAUUGCCGGGUUCCCCAACUACUUCACGUUCAUCGGGCCCAAUUCACCUAUUUCCAAUGGAUCAUUGGUUCAAGCGAUCCAAAUCACGGGGAUUUACAUCGCCAAAUGUAUCGCCAAGCUGCAAAAGCAGGGGGUCAAGUCAAUGGACGUGACCGCAGCCGCCCAGGACGACUUCAACCAACACUGUGGGGCUUAUCUUGCCAACACAGUCUGGUCGUCAUCCUGCAGCAGUUGGUAUAAACAAGGUACGACAUGCGGCAAAGUUGUGGCCAUCUACUGUGGUAGCUCGUACCAUUUCAUCGAAGCGUUGAAAGAGCCUCGGUGGGAAGACUAUCACUUUGAGUACGUGGGCGAUGCCCGACCCAAUCGCUUUGCAUACUUGGGAAAUGGGAUGACACUCGCUGAAACCAGGGCCAAGAGCGUCGGGGCGACGCAGACAUUGAACUUUGACGAGUACUGGAACUUGUUCAAUCUGCCUGCCAUCCUAGAAUAGUUAAAAGACGAGCUAUGUGCCUUCAAUGUGUUUAUGAUUUUCCUGUCCAUUAUACCACGGAUCGGGGUUAGAUAUGUACACUAUCGUCGAUGGACAAGACGCUUUUCUCGUGAU